UUUGUAUUAUUCUCUUUAUUAUUAUGAUCUAUGAGUAACUGAUAUAACCAUUGGAUAUUAUUAUACGAAGUUAACAACUGAACUUAUAUACGUUGCGAGUUGUGCAUGAUAUUAAAUUUUCUGUUUGUUUGCAUUACUCUUUAAGUUCGUAAAGAACCUGGAAUUAUUUUUGUUAUGUUUUCGUUAUCAAGUAGCGUGGCGCAUAUUGAACAGAAUCAGUUCCAAGAUGGUGAUUGCAAUCUUUUCAACAUCUUCUCCUAAAACCUUUUUUCCUGUGGUGCCAUAUGAAAAGCCUAAUCUACAAGUGCCUCUUUGAAACCAAUAUGGAUCUAGUCUCCAAGAUCACCAUAUUCGAAAAUUGCUUGGAGUCUUCGCAAAUGUUUGUCCAUCCCUGUCCUGCAGGUGUGAAGCUUACAUUACAGUUGGUGGAAGAUCUUUUGAGUAAUUUCUUUGAGCAUGUACAUCAGCAUACUGAAAAUGAUUUCCUCCACUACAUUAUUGUUAUCCAGUUGUUCGAUCUUAGCAUAAGCAAAACACAGACCACUUCAGGUUGAAUUAAAGAUUCUUUGGUUCAGGUCACAAUCAGUCUUCCAUCGUCAAAGAAAAAUAAAUGAUACUCACUUUUUAAUUUGUUUAUUUGCUUAAUACGUAAUGAUGAUGGAAACAGUUGUUUUAGUUGCAAUUGGUGUUCUGACAGUAGUAUUUAUUGGAUCACUUCUGGCACUUAUCUUAGUAUGCCGUCAUAAAUAUUGUCGACCACUAGAUUUAUUAUCUCAUCAGUUAAAAGAUGCAAGGCCUGAAAUAAAGUUAAUUCCCAAUGAAGAUGGAAUUGAUUUAGAACUGGAUGAUGUAAGAUUGCACCCAAAUAUUGAAAAAAUUUUGACAGAUGAGCAGUGGGUAGAUGAUGCUACUGGUCUUAUUCCACAUUGUUUAGCUAUUUUGAAAAAAUGUCAUCACUUAACUGAAAGACUGGUUGCUAUGAUGAUGACACAUGUUUCACAACAAUCACCUGAAGAUCUUGGAGAAAUAAUAGAAGUGGCUAAAAAAAUCAGCCCUCGUGUUGAUGAUGUUGUUAGAGCCAUGUAUCCACCCUUAGACCCACGAUUAUUAGAAGCAAGGUGCACUGCUCUUAUCUUAUCUGUUAAUCAUAUGGCUCUCAUAACCCGAUCUAUGUGUCACUUGAGAACAAGUUCAAAUUGGAUUGAAGCAGCAUUGACAGAUAUGGAAGAAAAUCUUUUGGUUUUAAGAGAGGCUGGAAUGGCAUUAGAAACAGGAGCUUCUACCACAUCCUCAUCCAAUGUUGUUUCUCCUGUAGAUGGAAAUGAAACUGCAGCAUCUGAUAAUUUCAUUGUUGGAAGCCCACCUUUAUCUCGCAGCAUUGCAUAUCAGUGUUGAAUUUAAUGAUUCUUACACAAUGUUUCAUUACACAUUCCAUUUCAUAUUUUGUAAUUAAUAUGUAUUUCAUGUGAUAUGUAAGGCAUUUUUUAUGGAAUCUCAUGUUUGGAAGCUAGUGUUAUUUUUAAUAGUUGUAUACUGCUAUCUGUCUUCUAUCAGUGUCUGUGGUAAUGCAGUUCAUGUAUCAAACAUAUAUGUUAUACAUAAAAGUCUAUUUUUAUAAUUCAGCAUUUUCAAAUGUUUUAUGGUAUUUCUUCAAAUAGUAAUUGUGGAAUGAAGUAUGUGUAUGUGAUUAUGGCAAAGCCUCGAGGGCUAUCUGCUUAAGGGGAGGGAUGCCAUCGUGGAGGACUUUCUAAGGGAACUGGCUCGUAUACACGCUACACAUGGGGAAAACCACGAAAAUGCCCAUGCAGCCAGCCCGUUCGCGGGAUUUGAACCUCGGACCGAACUACCAGCGUUCAGCGACUUUACCGCUCGGCCACUGGUGGGCGAAUGAAGUAUGAGUGUUCUCAUAGCUGUCAUAUAUAUAACUACCUGGAGAAAUAUAUUUUUAUAACUGAUAUUCACUUUAACGUCCAUUCAUUAUAGUGACUAUUUUAAUGCAAUGACUGGUGUUUAAAUCAUGAGGAGUAUAUUAUAUCCAUUUUUAUUACAGUGACCUCUCAUUAUAAUGUUUUUAUUUAGGACAAGAGAGAUUGUUAUAAUUAGCAUCAGGUGUGUAAUUAUCUUAACAUCUUAGUAAUGAAGUGUAUCUCUCAAAUGUAUAUACCGUGCAUAAAAUUCUAUUUUUAUAUAAUGUCAGAAUAUCAAGAUUAUAUAUAUUUUUUUAAUAUAUGCAGAGGUAAAAGUCUGUCUUUUAUAUUAUUAAUUAAAAAAGUAAGUUGAGCUAUUUUAACCUUGCCAUAAAUUAUGUUGCUCACACAUUUAAAUUAAUUUCUGAGUGCUUAACUAUUUCUAAUAUACACACUCUGUUUCUAUAAUAUGAAUCAUGUUUUAUGAAGCAGUGUAUCAGUAUAACAAUACUUUAGUUAUUUAUGCUUUAUUGGGUGAAAGACAUAAAUUUAUUAUAUUGAUGUAUUUUUAACUUAAUAAUAUAAAUUUUAUGAAAUGCCAUUUUUGAAGCAAUUUAUUAUCUUCAAUUUAAUAGGAAGCAGUAUAACUUAAAAAAGUAAAAGCAUGAACAAAAUACCUGUCUAGUGAGAAAAAGACAGUGUAAAUGUAUAAUCAUGUGCUGGCCACAUUUAAUUUUUUUUUCAUUUGUAUUCAUGUAAUUUUCAGUAUUUGCUUGAAAUGAACUACAGUAGACUCAUAAUUAACUGGAAUAAUACAGGAGAUGAUGUCCACAGUUAACCCUAACUCAUGGUUAAUCCAAUAGCAAUUAAAAAAAAGCUCCAAAAAGUGGAAUAACCAAUAUUAUAAUUAGAAAAAUACUAUUAACAGUUCACAUGUAUUUUUAAGCAAUUUGAUUUGAAACAUAAGUUUAUUUGGUUCUAUAAAUUCAAAAUAAGAUCACUAUUAAAAAAAUGUUUUUUGAUAUUAUUACUCUUGUCCUUUGAUAGGUGUCAAUGUAAAAUAGAGAUUAAUAGCUGCACACUUAAUUUAUUUUUAAUGGAUGAUUUAACAGUGUCUACAUGUUCUAGGUUAUAUACUCAUACAAUUAAAUUAUGUGUUGUAGAUAAAAUUAAUUCCUAAAUAGUGUGACAUCUUUUGCUAUCAUUACUGUUAUCCAGUGCCA
Messenger RNA from Stegodyphus dumicola, 3130 nucleotides. RefSeq names its product transmembrane protein 98-like. Gene Ontology annotation, cellular component: endoplasmic reticulum. NCBI's taxonomy places the organism in Eukaryota, Metazoa, Arthropoda, Arachnida, Araneae, Eresidae. The record is from RefSeq and is a predicted model, not a curated record.